Puccinia graminis f. sp. tritici CRL 75-36-700-3 is the source of this 1371-nucleotide messenger RNA. RefSeq lists its product as uncharacterized. Gene Ontology annotation, cellular component: cytoplasm. The transcript is spliced from 6 exons. Gene Ontology annotation, biological process: phosphatidylcholine biosynthetic process; phosphatidylethanolamine biosynthetic process. The record is from RefSeq and is a predicted model, not a curated record. Gene Ontology annotation, molecular function: ethanolamine kinase activity; choline kinase activity. Lineage: Eukaryota; Fungi; Basidiomycota; Pucciniomycetes; Pucciniales; Pucciniaceae. The coding region runs from base 1 to 1371 and encodes 456 amino acids.
AUGCAAGCUAGCGUCGGACUCGAACUCAUCAGUUCAACCUGGGCUCAUUCCAUCCACAAUCACAAAUCUUCUAUCAGCUCACAGCCAACCCUGACCGAUGAUGACCACAACCAAUCAUCAUCAUCAUCAUCAUCCCUAUCCGAUCUAGAAGACGAAUCAGAACCUCCGGUAGAAUAUUCUGCCGCCCCGGUGCAUGCCGAGGGCGUACCCCAAUCUAAUACCAAACUAUCUGCAAAGAACUAUCGUACCCCUGAAUUUGGUGACAGUCUAUUCGAGCUCCUGCGUUCUGAACUCAAGCUGCCGGGAUGGUCAAACCUCUCUGAUCAAUACAAGUCAUCAAUCACAAUCUCCAAAGUCAGCGGAAGUCUCACCAACGCCGUCUUCUUCGUCUCCUGUACAUACAACCCAAGCAGUCAACCAGCUACCCAACUAACCGACCAAGAAUCACCACCCACUGUGCUCUUACGAAUCUAUGGUCCAUCUUCGGGCACAUUGAUCUCUCGCAAGGAAGAAUUGCAUCUUUUACAUACCUUAUCCGCCAAAUAUGGAAUCGGGCCCUUGUUACUCGGUACGUUUGAUAACGGCAGAGUCGAGCAGUUCUUCAAAUCUCGACCUUUGACGAAGGAAGAGGUGAGAGACCCUCAGAUCAGUACUUGGAUCGCCCGAAAGAUGUCUGAACUUCACUCAGUUGACCUCUCUACCGUCAUCAACUCCGAUCAAGACCCUCGAACUCAAUCUCAAUCAAGCUGUCGAGCCAACUCACUCAGUAGUGAAAGCAAAUGGCUCCCAAAUUCCAUCAAUUCCCCCUCUCUGAAUCCCUCGGCCAGUCCUCUCACUACACCCCAGCUGCGCUCCUUGAACUAUAAUAACUCGACUCGGGAAGGCCAAAGAUCUCUUAGCCUGGUCGCUGGCUCGAAAUCAGCUAAAGCGGGUGUUUGGAAUAAUAUCACUCGUUGGCAACAUGAAGCUACCAAGGUGUUUGUCGAUAUCGCUAAAGCGCUCGAGAAACUUGGAAUCCAACCAACCAGCAACCCAUCCCUUCCAGCGACAGACGGAGAAGAUCCCCUCGAACGAUUCAGAGCAACUCCCUUCCCUCUAUCAUCCCCUCAGGCUCUGGCUGAGCUCGUCAAGAUUGUCGACUUACCUCGUCUCAUCCUUGAAAUGAAAUCCUACCGAGCCUGGAUCUAUAAUCACGAGAGAAUUCAUGGUAAAAGUCCUAGAAUCUUUAGUCACAAUGAUACCCAGUGUGGGAAUCUGUUGCUACGUCAAGACGACGAUCCUCUGUUGAGGGAACAACCUCAAGACCAGAUCAUGGUCAUAGAUUUUGAAUAUGCCUCGGCAAAUCCGCGGGGUUUUGAUAUCGUAAAAUAA